Fibroporia radiculosa is the source of this 561-nucleotide messenger RNA. RefSeq lists its product as uncharacterized. The transcript is spliced from 2 exons. NCBI's taxonomy places the organism in Eukaryota, Fungi, Basidiomycota, Agaricomycetes, Polyporales, Fibroporiaceae. The coding region runs from base 1 to 561 and encodes 186 amino acids. The record is from RefSeq and is a predicted model, not a curated record.
AUGGUAUACUUCUUCUCCAGGACAAAUGUCGUGCGGAAAGCCGAUAGCCAAGGCGUGCUCUGUGCGAUCCCACCGCAUCUCCUUCCUCGCAGGCGUCAAUACCCAAAGCAUUCCAAUAAGAGGACAGGACACUCUUCCCCACUGUCAAUGGAUAUUACCUCCUAUGUAAGAGAAAACUUCCUCAACUGUUCCCGUCUUCGAAGCCUCUCAUACGCAAAUGGCGCACACAAUUAUAGCAGAAUUACUGGCUGGAGGGCAUCCCCUUCAAAAGCUCAGGUCGAACUGCAAAAUUCUCUCGACGACGAGUGGGAGGAUCUCGAUCAGCGAAUGAAUGGCAUCCUAGACUUCUGGAAUUCAAGGGUGGUCGAGCAAGCUUCACGACGUAGACGAGGUGUCCAAGAAAGAGAGAAACGCGAACUUGCCGUUCAGGCGGCGAGAGGUAUCAGGUGCGAUUACAUGCCGAAGGCUCUGAUGCUGGAUGUGCUAGACCGGAUAGCGAGCGACACGUCACCUGAUUCCGUAGACCACGCGGAAAAACCUAAGCAAGAGUCGAGGUCGUAA